Messenger RNA from Panonychus citri (citrus red mite), 1991 nucleotides. Its product is annotated as prolactin regulatory element-binding protein-like. The record is from RefSeq and is a predicted model, not a curated record. Bases 150 to 1568 code for a protein of 472 amino acids. Gene Ontology annotation, biological process: protein secretion. Gene Ontology annotation, cellular component: endoplasmic reticulum membrane. Gene Ontology annotation, molecular function: guanyl-nucleotide exchange factor activity; GTPase activator activity; protein binding. The transcript has a single exon. NCBI's taxonomy places the organism in Eukaryota, Metazoa, Arthropoda, Arachnida, Trombidiformes, Tetranychidae.
AGUGACGUGUUGAUGUGAAUGGAAUUUCUUGUUUUCUAAUUGAUUAACUGCGAGUGUUUUAAUUGUUGAUUGUGAUUUAGUUUGGUUUUAUUUUCUUUAUUAAUGUGUACCGUCCAAUUUGGUGUCAAUGUAACUUAACAAUAAGUGAAAUGAGAAACUCUAAGUUACUUGCAAGGGUUGACAUUCCCUUGUAUAUGGUUAAGGUGAUCAAUGAGAGGCACAUAUUGGUUGCUGGUGGUGGUGGUCAAGCAAAUACCGGUGUUAAAAAUUCAGUUGAAAUAUAUGAGUUACUUGCACCUUCUCAUAAUGUUAAUAGUGAUGGUUUAUCGUCUUCUACUUGUUCAGCUCGAUUGGUUAAACGUUUUCUUACAGAUUCCAGAGCAAUUAUGAGUGGAACUGUUUUCCAAAAUGAUAGACAUCUAAUCUUGGCUGGAGGUGGUAUUAAUGGUGAAUGUUUACUUUGGCGAAUGAGAUUAAUAUCCAAACCUCGCCAGGAGACUGUUCAUAUUAAUGGUAAUGCUGGAGGAGGUAUUAGGCCUAACAAUAAUUUAAUCAAUAAUGAUGUUGGUAAUGCUGUUCGUCGACGAGCCGCUGCCGCUGCGGUUGGUGUUGCUGGGGAAAAUAAUGAUGGUGGAAAUGUUGCCGCUGCUGUUGGUAGAAGAAGUAGAACUAAUUCUGAAGUGGUUCCUGAAAGUGAAUUAGGAUAUACAUUUGAAUUUACUAAAUUAGAAGCUUUCAAGACAGACUUUUCAUCUCUCGAGGAAGAUGCUUUUGUCAAAGUGAUACGUUAUAACAAUAAUUUAAGUGCCCUGGUUGCUGGUGGAGCUGAUGGUCACAUAAGAAUCUGGAGAUAUCCAAAUGUAACCAAAUUAGUUGAUAUUCCUGCACAUAAAGAUGAAAUUGAUGAUCUAGAUAUUCAUCCAUUGGGUAAUGUGAUUGCAAGUGUCUCAAGAGAUGGACAUGGUUACAUUUGGGAUGCCAAUACUGGGAAAAGACAAUGUGAACUUGUAACAGAAAUUCCUGUGAUUAAAAAUUCAACUCAAUUAGUUAAAUAUGUUAUGAGAAGUUGUCGUUAUGGUUUGGUGGUUGAUUCUAAUCCGAUAACAUAUAAAUUAUUUACUGUCCACAAUCCAGCCUCACGUCACAAGCCACCUUAUCCAGCUUAUCUUUGUAAAUGGGAUACAAAUAAAUAUACAGUUGAAAGGUUAACAUCUCUCGGAGCAAUUAUGGUUUCAUCAAUGGCGAUUUCAGAUGAUGGCAGAUUCAUAGGAAUUGGAACACAAGAAGGAACCGUUGAGAUUUACAUCGCAUUUAGUUUGCAAAAAUUGUACAGUUAUCCACGUGCUCAUAAUAUCUUUGUAACCGGAUUAGAGUUUCUUAAAACUUGCCCAGAGACUCAACUGUUAACAGGUAAUAAUGACAGCUCACUGGUCAGUAUAUCUGUUGACCGUCACCUAGUUAUCCACAGUAUUCCCAGGCAAAAGACGAUUGGACUUACUGGAUCAAUGAUUUGUUUCGCGAUUGUUAUUUUCUCAAUCUACAUAAUCCUCGAAUUACUUGGUUUAUGAACUACAAUUAAUAAUGUCGAGUUGGAGAGAAACAAAACCAAGUUGAAUUAAUCGUAAUCAACUUUAACAAUCAAGGGAAAAACAAACUGUAUAAUGUAAAUUUGUGUAAAUUUAUUUUGACACACACACACAACUACAACAAAAAGAUUGAUUCACAAUCAAUUAAACAUCAUCAACUACAAUCAACAAGAAAGAAAAACAAAUUUCAUGACAAACAUUGAGUUGUCCAAACAAUUGCAAAUAAUUGAAUCAAUUUUUAUUAUUAUUUAGUGAAAUUAUUAAAUCUUUUUAUUACAAAAUCAAACGAAAUUGGUUAAUAACAAAUUAUAUAAACUGAAAGAAAAAAAAUAUAUAAAUUAUCUGAUAUUUGUUUUUUUCCACAAUAAAAUAAAAGGAGGAAUUAAUUGUUAUAUCGAAAUCAAA